AGUUACACAGCGUAGUAGCCACACUCAUCAUGUCAGGUAGAGGCAAAGGCGGUAAGGGACUCGGGAAAGGAGGCGCGAAGCGUCACCGCAAAGUACUCCGUGAUAACAUCCAGGGUAUCACGAAACCAGCUAUCCGUCGUUUGGCCCGGCGCGGUGGCGUUAAGCGUAUCUCUGGGCUGAUUUACGAGGAAACUCGCGGCGUCCUGAAGGUUUUCCUGGAAAACGUCAUUCGUGACGCUGUCACCUACACCGAGCACGCCAAGAGAAAGACCGUCACGGCCAUGGAUGUGGUGUACGCCCUCAAGAGGCAAGGGCGUACACUCUACGGCUUUGGUGGUUAAAGCUCCUGUCGUGGAAAGAUUGC
Molecule: messenger RNA, 364 nt
Organism: Corythoichthys intestinalis (scribbled pipefish)
Lineage: Eukaryota; Metazoa; Chordata; Actinopteri; Syngnathiformes; Syngnathidae
Product: histone H4
Exons: 1
Coding region: 30-341 (103 amino acids)
Biological process (GO): nucleosome assembly
Cellular component (GO): nucleosome
Molecular function (GO): structural constituent of chromatin; protein heterodimerization activity; DNA binding
Source: RefSeq, a predicted model, not a curated record